Molecule: messenger RNA, 6768 nt
Organism: Clarias gariepinus (North African catfish)
Lineage: Eukaryota; Metazoa; Chordata; Actinopteri; Siluriformes; Clariidae
Product: synaptopodin-2-like
Exons: 5
Coding region: 30-5105 (1691 amino acids)
Biological process (GO): positive regulation of actin filament bundle assembly
Cellular component (GO): nucleus; actin cytoskeleton; Z disc
Molecular function (GO): actin binding
Source: RefSeq, a predicted model, not a curated record
AGAGCGGAGACAGCCACGCGCAGUGCGGGAUGAGCGCGCAGGAUUACGCAUGCGUGACGGUGCGGGGGCGCGCGCCCUGGGGCUUCCAGCUGCGCCAGAGCGACACGGAGCCGCACCGAGGCGUUCACGUGCACCAGGUUGAAGAAGACAGCCAUGCAUCCAUAGCUGGUCUGUGUGAGGAUGAUGAACUUGUGUCUGUUAAUGGAGUAUCCUGCUCCAGCCUCAGUCUCCCUGAGGUUAUUGUUCUCAUUGAGAAAGCCACUGACUGCCUACAACUGCUUGUAAAAAGAUGCCGUUCAUACCUUCAACAGAAGUCUGAGUCAGUUAACACCACACCCCAGGCUUCCUGGAGGGAACUGAGGGAACCCUACAAAUCUGAGAACCCGGAUGAGGCACAUUACAGAGGGACAAACAAUGAUACAGAGUGUCCUGCAGGAAAAACCAUGGUCCGAACCCAAUUUUGCAUUCCAGCCCCCAAGGACAGAGCUGGACCGAACAAAUGUGACUCUAGUGAUGGAGCACCCAGGUUAGAAAUCACACCAGGGGGGGUAGUGGAACUGCAGUUGUUACUCUCGCAGACCACCCUGGAAGACCCUGGCUGUACCUCAUUAGGAAGUGCUCUUGGAGUUAAAGGAGACCUGUGCCAUCAAAUAAACACUGAAAAUGACAAUGUUAAAGCCAGUGCACCAGUCUCUACUUUCUAUAUACCAUUGCAUGAAAGAGAGCCUCUGGGUCAGCGGGGUGUGCUUGUCAGUUCUCCCUCUGCUUUACUGGGACAGGUGGAAGUCACCAUACAGCCGUCUGGGAGGGACUCUGGAAGAGAAAGAGUGGGGGCUGGUGGGACAGAAGCAACAGCUAAUGAACAACAGGAUUAUGAUGAGGGAGAAGGAGGGCAAACCGGCGAAGAUCCCACCUCCUUCACGGUCUCCUUCGGAAUUCCAUCAGAACAGGAGGACUCUGAGUCAGAGAAGGAGCUCAACAAGCCCAACAAGCACCGGGCAAGGCAUGCCAGGCUCAGACGAAGUGAAAGCCUGUCUGAGAAGCAAGUGAAGGAGGCCAAGUCUAAAUGCAAGCGUAUAGCUCUCCUCCUGACUGCUGCUGCAACCAACCCAAAUAAUAAGGGGUUGUUAAUGUUCAAGAAGCAUAGACAAAGGGCCAAGCAGUACACACUUGUAAGCUACGGAACUGGAGAGAGUGAACCAGAAUUUGAUGACGAAGAUGAUGAAAACCUUGACCAGGAAACACAUGCUGUUGAAUUUACAGUUCUAGCUACCAGCGAAACUGAAAUUGAUGAAGAUUUUUUCACAAAUUCCUCAGGCCACAAAAACAUUGUAACUUUUGAUUUGGAUACUGGACUGCUUGAGAUAGAGCGCAAGCUUCACAAUCAAGAGGAUAUGAAUGCACUCCCUGAAACUAAGGGCAAAGGGGCCCUGAUGUUUGCACAGCGCAGGCAACGUAUUGAUGAAAUAUCAGCUGAACAUGAAGAGAUGAGAAGUAAAGGGAUUCCUGUUGAGGGUAUACAGCAAGCCGAGAAAAAUUACCAAGAGGUGAAUCCGCCAUCCUGCAUUCAGACUAAUGACAACCAGAAUUUUAUGGAUGUAAAUGUGCACCAUCAACAGCAACAGCAACAACAACAACAACAACACCUGUACCAGCAAUACCAAGAGCAGCAGCAUCAACAGCAACAGCAGCAUCAAUAUCAAGAAUAUCAACAGCAAAUGCAGUACCAUCAGCAGCAACAGCAUUAUCAGCAACAGCAAGAAUGUAUGCAGGGGCAACAAUAUCAGUCUCAACAGUACCACCAACAACAACAGCAGGUACAACAAUACUUUCAAAAUGGUGUGUCUAGUCACCAAACAAAUGUAGUGCAAUCAUCAGUCAUUAAUAGAAGUGCCAAACCAUUUUCAGUUCAGAAUAGAGAAGCAGUCCAAUUUUCCCCUUCUGCAAACCAAGAGCAGUCUUAUUAUUCUCAAGGACAGGUGGAACAAAUUGCUUCCAGAGAUGAGCGAAUUUCUGUACCUGCAAUCAAAACAGGGAUCUUACAAGAUACUAGAAGAAAGAACAAAGCUAAACCCAUGUUCACUUUUAAAGAGCCUCAAAAAGUUGCUCCAAAUCCAGAGUUGCUGAAUCUUCUCAACAGGAAUGAAAGGAAGACAGGCUUUGAUUCAGGCACAGAGGAGGAUCAUCUAAGCCUGGGUGCAGAAGCCUGUAACUUUUUACAAUCUACUAAAUUAAAGAACAAAACCCCACCACCAGUUGCUCCUAAACCUCACAUGCACCCAGGCACUCCUCCAUGGUCACCACAACCAGAAACUGCAAAUCAGCAAUUUCAUCAAGAUGCUGAAAAUAACACUCCUGUAACUACCAGGGAUCCCGUCCCUGCAAUGGAGUCUUCAGCCAUAUUAGAGGAAGAGCCCUCCAGAGCACCUGCUUCUGAUCAACAAGAAGCUUCUAUCAAACUCAACUCACAGGUUCAAGCUGAAGCAGUCGAAACAUGGGGUCUAUCUGAGACACAAAUACAAUCAGGUCAGCAAAUAGAUUCUUGGCAUGAGAAUCAAUCCCAGCCACAGUUACAUGCAAAACCAGAACCAGUUGUUAGCUCUUGGGCUCCACAUUCAACGCAGGCUACUGAACAGUCACCAGUAACUAACUGGGGACCAGCUAAUGUUCCGUCACAAGUCCUUGCCCAGAAUCAGUCACAGAUGCAGCCAGCUUGGGUGACACAAUCUCAAGUCCUAUCAGAAGUGCAACCAUCAUCAUCUGUUCAAACACAGUCACAGGUCCAGCCGUCUUGGUUGACACAAAGUCAACUCCAACAUCAACCCCAGUCUCAGUCUCAAAUGAAUACAUGGGUAACAGCUCCAUCUCAAUCACCACACCAACCCCCAUGGGCCCAAAGUCAAGGUCCAGGACAGCUGUCUGUGAAUUGGUCCCAAGAUCAAGAUCAGCCCCAAGUCCAGCCAUCCUGGGCCCAACAACAACAACAAGAAUCUCAACCAAUACCACCUUGGACAGCCUCUCAACAGCAUCCUCAGUCACCUUGGAUUCAACCUCCAAGCCAACCACAGCCACAACCACAACCAGCUUGGGUCUCGCAAAACCAACAGCAAACUCUGCCACAACCACCUUUAAAUACAUGGAAUCAAUCUCAGAGUGUAGUUCAAACACAGCCUUCAUGGACUCAUCAAGCUCAACCAUCUUCUCAGACUCCAGCACAAAUGCAGCAGCCACAGAACCCUUGGACUUCACUACCACCACAGCCCCAACCACAACCAACAUGGGCACAGCCACAGCAAACAAUGAAUUCAUGGGCAACAGAGCAGAACAAAACACAGCCAUCUUGGAAUCAGACACAAUCUCCAGUUCACACACAACCUACAUGGUCUCAUCCAUCUCCACAACAGACACUUCCACAGUCUCAGUCUCAAACAGUUUUAAGUACAUGGACACCACAACCCCAGCAAAGUCCACUCGUGGGUUCUAAUGAAAGUCAUAAGCUGUCUCAGCCAUUCAAAUCUUGGAGUCCACCUCAGACCACUCAAACUCCUCCUCCACAUCAACUGAACUUAAAUACACCCAGAACAAAGGUACCUUCACACAUGCCAGCAGGUAAAAUGCCUGGAAUGGGUUCAGCUUUUGAGAUGCCAGCCUUGCGAGGGAAAGGUGCUGAACUUUUUGCCAAGAGGCAAUCCAGAAUGGAAAAGUAUGUGGUGGAUUCUUCUACAGUGCAAGCUAACAAGGCAAGAUCUUUGUCACCUUCUCCUUCUUUACCAGCCUCAUGGAAAUAUUCACCUAACUGUCGUGCUCCUCCACCUUUGGCAUAUAAUCCACUACAGUCACCCUCGUAUCCACUAAGCGCUGUCAAGCAGCCUCCCUCUUCCAGCUCUAAUGCAAAGAGCAAAAAUAAAGCAACAGAGAAAGGGAAACCUGCAUCCAAACCACUUAAUGUUUUGGAUGUCAUGAAGCAUCAACCUUACCAACUAAAUUCUUCUCUUUUCACCUAUGGGCCAGCAGCAGAAAAACUUGCUGCAGAAAAAGAAGCAGCUCAAAAGCUUGCUGCUCAAAAAGCAGCUGAGAUCCAGGCUCAAACCGAAUCCCAAGUUCAGCCUCAAGUUCCUGAUCCCUAUGCUUUUAUACCACAACAACCACAGCCACCACAGCAGCCAUAUGCUAUGCCCAUUUCCUCUCCUGCUAUGCAUGAUGGCCCAUAUCACCACAAUCCCAACAACUAUCAGCCCACACAGAAUGCUUAUCAACAAGACCCCUAUCAGCAAAUAUACAAUCAACCACAUGCUUACCAACAACCUCCUUCCAACACUUACCAGCAUCCACCAAAUAUUCCCUACCAGCAGCCCCCUUCAUAUCAAGCUGGUCCAUAUCCAGCUUCCCAAGCACCAUGCUAUCAACCAACUCCAUCUUCUUAUGUAGUGCCACCUUGUCCAGUAACAGAAAGAGCAGAUUCAGCUACUGGAAGUAGCGUUCUUGCUGCUCCAAAACCAAAGUUCUCAGCCAAGAAAAGUGAUGCACAGGCACUUGGACGAAGCUCAUCCCUAUCACCACCAGUUAGACUGUCACCAAUGGGCCUUGGUUCAAGGUCUGCAUCUGUUUCCCCUUCACCCACGCCAUCAUCUCACGCAACCUACACUUCUCGCUCAACAGAGAGACAGAUAUUCUGGCAGGAGAAGGGACGCAAGCCUCCAACCCCAUGGGAGGCAGCGUCACGCCACCCACUGGGCCUAGUUGAUGAAGCCUUUGCCCACCAGGACAUGCACCACUCCAUUGCUUCGAAUCUGCGCUCAGCAGCCAAUCGCAGAAUGCUACCUGAACCUCCAGCCGAGUGGAAGGCCAAGGUGGCAUAUGAUCCUCCACCAAAAAGCCAGGGAUGGAGAAUGAGUCAGUCGUCUUUCUCUUUCCUUUCCCCAACCAAAAGCACAGCAUCUGCCCCUGCUUCUCCUGUACCAUAUGGCUCACAUUUGAGACAGUCUCAGCCACCUAGAUCUAUGACUGAGGCCAGUCUUGGUUCCUCUAUGUCUGGGCCACAGAACAGAAGAUCUCUGGGACAGUCCAUAUAUAGAAGCACAUACAGUAACACCUUGAGAUGGUAAAUUUAUGGUAAUUUUAGUUCUUGGGUUUCAAAAGUCAAAUAUAGGAGGUAUUGAAUAAUUUUGUAUAGAGUUGAUUUUUAAAAGUAUCCUUCAAAGAAAUUACCAGUCGCGAUAAUUUCUAAGAAGUAUAAAAGCAGUUUGUUGAAAUGUUGUGAGUAAUUUAGAAAAGUUUGAAAGAUGGAAAUGUUAGGUGCAGAAUAACAGUUGGUUUAGGAGCUGGUAAGGUGGCAUGAAUUUCAAAUGCUUGAAAUAUUGCUAUACUUCAAUAACGUAAUUCAGUAUGAUGCCUAUACAAUAAGUAAAUACAGUAUACUACUGCCAGCUUUGUUAACGUGUUUUCAUACAGUAUACAAAAAAUUAAUCUUAUAAAUAAUGAGGCCUACUGAUAAAAGACUGAUGAGGCAAGAUAAGAGAAAUUAGUGACAUAUUAAAUUCACAUUCCUAAAUUUUCUACAUAACAUAAGUGACAUGCCUAUAAACCCAAAUCUGAGGGGAAAUAACCCCAAAUUUCGGAAACUAAGUUUAAUAAUUAUUUAAAAUGGCCUAUGUUCAACAUUAACUAAUGAAAUUUUUACUUGUGCACUUAAUACGAACUAACAGUCAAUGUAAAUUAGGCCAACUCUUAUAGGAAAUGGAGUGUUACCAGAAUGUAUUUUUCAUAUAGGUAUACACAAAGCAUUUUUCUUCUCAUAGGGUUGAAAAUGCAUGCAUUCAUUCACCAUGUGUUUAUAUGAACUGGUAGUUUAUUACAAGCUUGUGAAAGUUUUCUUUUUGUGUGUCUAUGAAUUUAUGUGAAACCAUUUUUUUUUUACAUUGUUGACAAAUUAUAUGAUAGACAGGUGACAAAUCAAAAAAAGAAAAAACAGCAAAAAGUAGUCUUAAUAAUACUGUAUGCUGGGUCAUUGUAAACCAUGCACUUUGGCUAGCUAUGCACUUUUGGCAUCAUUUUACAAGACAUUCCCUUAGUUGGUGUUUUGUUCGCUUAGAAGGUGCCAGCUAACACUUUGGAACCGAACAUUCCCUUUAAUUAUGCUGAUGUAGGAUUUAAAUUUUUUUAUCCCUAUCAAACCAUUCACCCGUCAAGCCCUGACGAUGGGGGCGGAGUUAUUCUAAAAGAAACAUCUCCCAUGCGGAGCUAAAUGUAAUCAGUCAGAGUAACACUUCCAUGAUUUUUGUUAUCCUAAUGUUUUCUCUUUAAUCUGUUUACUGUUUGUGGUUGUUACAUAAAUCAGACUUUUAUGUUUUACAUGAGGUGUGUCGAUGUUGUCAGAAUUACUUGAGAAUCCUAAGUGGAGUUGAAGCUACCAAAGCCCCCGUAGCCAUUUUAUUCCAUUUAUGUGCGUUUCAAGCCUCAGCAAAUCAUGUGUUUGUGUGAAAUUACUUUAGCACACAGUUUAGUUCGUUAAGAGUGGAAACUUGUUUUUAUGUUUUUUUUCCUUCUUUCUUUUUUUUUCACAGGUUUUUUUUUUUUUUUUUUUUUUUACCAAUUUACCAACACUGCAUGCUCUCGCACUGUGUUUGAUGCAAAAGAUUUGCAUUAGUCACCAAAAUUAAAAAUGUAUAGUUUAUCAAUUGUUAGGUAGCUUUACACUUCCUUUGCAAGAGACAACAUUUGUGAGGAAAACACUUCUGAAUGCACAAUUAAACUGAAAUUUAAAGUUCA